GGCCGGAGCGCGGCGGCGGCCGGGGCCGGGGCCGGGGCCGGGGCAGCGGCGCGGCGGCGGCGGGCCGGCGAUGUGAGGCGGCACGGCGCCAUGUCGGGGUGCGCGUGGGGCGCGGCGCCGCCGCUGCUGGAGGCGCUGGGCCGGCUCUGGGAGGUGCAGGCGCCGCUGGGCAGCGGCUCCUCGGCCUCGGUGUACCGGGUGCGCUGCUGCGGGGACCCCGGGCCCCCCCCCGGCGCCGUCAAGGAGUUCGUGCCGCCCCCGGGGCCGCGGCCCGGGCCCGCUCGCCGCCCCGGCGCCCGCCCGCCCGCCGCCGACUGCGCCGAGUACGGGUUCCGCAAGGAGCGCGCCGCGCUCGAGCAGCUCCGCGGGCACCGCAACAUCGUGACACUCUAUGGCGUGUUCACCAACCACUACUCUGCCAACGGGCCCUCUCGCUGUCUGCUGCUGGAGCUGCUGGACAUCAGCGUGUCCGAGCUGCUGCUGCACUCCAGCAACCAGGGCUGCUCCAUGUGGAUGAUCCAGCACUGUGCCCGAGAUGUCCUGGAAGCCCUGGCGUUCCUGCACCACAAAGGCUAUGUGCACGCAGACCUCAAGCCACGCAACAUCCUGUGGAGCGCAGAGGAGGAGUGCUUUAAGCUCAUUGACUUUGGACUCAGCUUCAAAGAGGGGAAUCAGGAUGUGAAAUAUAUUCAAACAGACGGGUAUCGGGCUCCAGAGGCAGAACUGCAGAACUGCCUGGCACAGGCAGGGCUCCAGAGUGAGACAGAGUGCACCUCUGCUGUGGAUCUGUGGAGUCUGGGAAUCGUUUUACUGGAAAUGUUCUCAGGAAUGAAACUGAAACAUACAGUCCAAUCUCAGGAAUGGAAGACAAACAGUUCUGCCAUCAUCGAUCGCAUCUUUGCCAGUGAGGGGGUGGUUAAUUCAGCCAUUCCAGCUUAUCACCUCAGAGACCUUAUCAAAAGCAUGCUUCAUUGUGACCAAGGAAAACGAGCCUCUGCUGAGAAGGCUUUAUGCAGCCCAUUCUUCAGCAUUCCCUUUGCUCCCCAUAUUGAAGACUUGGUGAUGCUCCCCACACCUGUGCUGAGGCUGCUAAAUGUUCUAAGUGAUGCUUCUCUGCAGUGUGAAGAAGAAUAUGAAGAUAUCCUGGAAGACAUAAAGGAGGAGUGUCAGAAAUACGGACCAGUGGUUUCCUUGCUUAUUCCAAAGGAGAAUCCUGGUAAAGGCCAAGUCUUUGUUGAAUAUGCAAAUGCUGGUGAUUCCAAAGCUGCCCAAAAAAUGCUGACUGGAAAGAUUUUUGAUGGCAAGUUUGUUGUGGCUACGUUUUACCCACUGAGUGCCUAUAAGAGAGGAUAUCUGUACCAAAACUUGCUGUAGGCAGUAGCAACAAUCAGGAGAGUUGUCUUGCUCCUCUUCGUGUUUUACAACUGAAUGUGCAAAAGAGCUUCCUA
Molecule: messenger RNA, 1448 nt
Organism: Passer domesticus (house sparrow)
Lineage: Eukaryota; Metazoa; Chordata; Aves; Passeriformes; Passeridae
Gene: UHMK1
Product: U2AF homology motif kinase 1
Biological process (GO): positive regulation of translational initiation; peptidyl-serine phosphorylation; regulation of protein export from nucleus
Cellular component (GO): neuronal ribonucleoprotein granule; nucleus
Molecular function (GO): RNA binding; protein serine/threonine kinase activity; ATP binding
Source: RefSeq, a predicted model, not a curated record